CGGUGGCGGUGGCGGUAGAGAAAGGAAUGAGAAGGGCAUGUUGGGAAUAGGAUAGCUAACAAGACAUGUUCUUAGUUUCUUCCAUUUCUACUUCUUGGCUUGCUUCGUCUUCCGUUUCAUCGCAGGUGUUUCAGGGACUUGAUAUGUUCGUGUAAAGAUGUCCUUUAAAAGCAUCAUUCGCGAGCUUAAGGAGAUGAAAGAUGGGAUUGGGAGUAUAUCAAGGAGAGGAGUGGAAGGCAAGAAUUGCCGUAACCGCAAAAAAAGUCAUAUAGCUCCCGAUCAAGCGCUGUUCCCAUCUGAUUCAAAUCAACAGAGUCAGUGGGCAAAUCUACCACCUGAGUUGCUUUUAGACAUUGUUAGGAGGGUAGAGGAGAGUGAGACCUCGUGGCCAGCUCGUGCAGUGGUUGUUUUUUGUGCUUCAGUUUGUAGGUCGUGGAGGGAAGUUACCAAGGAAAUUGUUAAAACCCCUGAGCAGUGUGGAAGGCUUACAUUUCCAAUCUCACUUAAGCAGCCUGGUCCUCGUGACUUUCCCAUACAAUGCUUUAUUAGAAGGGAUGGAGCAACUGCUCAAUAUCUUUUGUUCUCCGGUCUGAUGCCUUCUGAGGAUGGAAGCAAUAAGUUGUUGUUAGCAGCCAGAAAGGUUAGAAGGGCAACAUGCACAGACUUUGUGAUAUCUUUGGUUGCCAAUGAUUUUUCUCGGGCCAGCAGUACAUAUGUUGGUAAACUGAGGUCUAACUUUUUGGGUACCAAGUUCUCCAUAUAUGACAGCCAACCUCCAUGUGGUAUAGCAGUUCAGCCAACUAAUCGUAUGAGUCGCAGAUUUCAUUCUAAGCAGGUCUCUCCAAGAGUAUCUGCAUAUAACUACAGAAUAGGCACCAUCUCCUAUGAGCUCAAUGUUCUGCGCACUAGAGGACCCAGGAGAAUGAAUUGCAUCAUGGAUUCUAUUCCUUUCUCUUCCAUCGAGGAGGGGGGCACCGCCCCAACACCAUCAUCAUUCCCACAGUCUCUUGAAGAGCACUUUUCUUCCUUCCCAGAUUUGAAGGAAAAGGAACCAGUGAUAUGUAGCGAGGCCCCAGGUUUGUCAGUUUCACCAGGAUUGACGAUGGGCACUCCUGAGCCACUGGUUCUUAAAAAUAAGGCUCCUAGAUGGCAUGAGCAGCUACAAUGCUGGUGCCUAAAUUUCAAAGGGCGUGUCACAGUGGCUUCUGUUAAGAAUUUCCAGCUUGUGGCAGCUAUUGACCCAACCCAGAAUGUGCCAGCUGCGGAGCAGGAGAAGGUAAUUCUGCAAUUUGGAAAAAUUGGAAAAGAUAUCUUCACCAUGGAUUACCACUACCCACUCUCUGCCUUCCAAGCCUUUGCAAUCUGCCUUAGCAGCUUCGACACGAAACCAGCUUGUGAAUGA
This is a messenger RNA of Pistacia vera, 1402 nucleotides long. Its product is annotated as tubby-like F-box protein 5. The transcript is spliced from 5 exons. NCBI's taxonomy places the organism in Eukaryota, Viridiplantae, Streptophyta, Magnoliopsida, Sapindales, Anacardiaceae. The record is from RefSeq and is a predicted model, not a curated record. Bases 158 to 1402 code for a protein of 414 amino acids. Gene Ontology annotation, molecular function: protein binding.